Molecule: messenger RNA, 3201 nt
Organism: Helobdella robusta
Lineage: Eukaryota; Metazoa; Annelida; Clitellata; Rhynchobdellida; Glossiphoniidae
Exons: 15
Coding region: 1-3201 (1066 amino acids)
Biological process (GO): retrograde transport, endosome to Golgi
Source: RefSeq, a predicted model, not a curated record
AUGUUUUCUUUACAACAGACGGUCGAUGAGUUCUCAAUAAAUAUAAAGCGCCAUAUAAACCAUAAAAUUUUGACGUCAUGGAAGUUAGAAAAUGGCCUCCCCACGGACAGUCCGAAAACCUUAAUUUACAAUUUCAAAAAUCCGGACACGCUAAUCAACAACAUUUUAAACUUUAGCUCUUCCAUCUUUAACAUUUCCAACAAAAACGUCUCAAUAAAGUCCGCAUUUUUUUCGUCAUAUCUGGGAAAAACCCAGUCUGGGGAUGUUGUUCAUCGCAAUGACGUCAUCAAUGUCCGGAUAAUUGGUGAAAAUCCGGAAUUAAAAAGUGGCGCCGAUGAAUUCGAAGAUUUUGAGUUUGGUGAGGAUAGUAGCCAGAGAUUUGGAAAAAAGAAUUACGUAUCAGAGAUCGUUCUGUUGAACUGCUUCGCCGAAUAUGACCGACUACCGACAUACCGAUGUUUCGAUUUCGAUGAAAAUUACGAUUCCGAUAAAAAUAACGAGACCACUAACAACAACGCCAACGAAAACAUCAACAACAACAUCAACAUCCAUGACAACAUCGUCAACAACAUCAACAAUAUCAGUAGACCGAUUUUGAUGAUCAACCAAAUGAGGAACAAUGGCAGAAAUCAAGGAACAGUUCAGUUUACAGUCCCUACAAAGUCGCAACAGAUCGACGCUUCCGAUUGGUUCAUUCAAAUUAACGCCAACCAAUCAGCGAUCAUGAAGCUUUCCGUCGACCAAUUAGAGAAGAGCAUUUUUGAAUUUAAACUCAAAUUUAAUGUCUUGCCGUCCAAUAGAGUUAGAGGGUUUGAUGUCACUGUGAAAGCUUGUUCCAAAGACUGUGACGACUUGGAGACUUGUUUCAUUGUUUCCCAGAAUAAAUAUAAAUCAGAGAACGCAAUGACGUCAUUUACUCUACCGUAUUUCGGGGUUGUUGCCCAGAAAAAGACACUGAAAUUAGUGAUUACGGUUAAUAAUUUUGACGAAGGGUUUGAGGCAGACGUAACAAAACAAAAUGGCGGCCCGUCCGCCAACGUGACUGCCAGUUUGGUAAAGUAUUCCUGCCUAUUUUGGAAUGAAGUUGACCAAAGACUGGACGAUGAAAACUGCUGGGCGCUAUACAAAUCUCAAGAUGGCGGCCUGACUUGCAAAUGUCUUCACAUGACGUACUACUACAUCCUCUCGGAAUAUCGACCGUUGAGGUUCAACUUCACAGCAGACGAUUCGGCAAGCGGAAUGCGAUGGAGUGAUAAGAGUACAGCAUUUACGCUAGCAACUCUGGCUGCCUUUUGGUUCGUCUACAUGACCUUGUUUCUCCUGUCUAAAAUUGCAGAUGACGAAGAUGCUUACAAGGCCAUGCCGAUUGACCUUGCGGAUAACUCGCACAAAUGUAAGUACAUCUACUUGAUUGUGGUCAACACAGGAAAACACCCAGCGGCCGGGGUCAAGUCGAAAGUUUUUGUCCAGUUCCUGAGAGACGCGGAGGUGAUAGACAUUCAGAGAAUGAGAAUUUUUUAUUUUGUCUGUGAGUCCUGGAUGUCGUCUGCACUCGUCUCCUAUAAGACCUUUGCAGUCGCCACUUAUUACGAACUCUACAACUUCGACGCCCUCAUGGUCAAUAAUGUCUGCAGGGCCUUCGAAGAUUGGCAUAAUUGGCUUUCCAUAUAUUUUUUGCCCGUUGGAUCGAAUUUCGUGAGGUACCAAAGAAUCAGUAAAAUAUUUUGUUUAUUUCUGUGCAAUGGCAUGGUGACGCUGCAUUAUCUAGGGGCCCAGAAGGGCUUAGAUGAUGAGAUUUUUGCUCUCGGAAGCAUUAGUUCGUUACUGAGUAUUCCAUUGUCGGCCACCAUCAACCACUUCUUCCGGUUUUCCACCUGGAAUCUUCCGAAUAGGGUUGUGCUGCCCGACUGGAAAAUUGACAGGACCGAAUUUGCAUACCAUAACUUCAUAGCGAGGCGAAUCUAUAAAAACGCCCUGACGUACAAGAUGGUCUCUGAGGGUGAAGGUGGCAAGAUUUUUGACGACGACGAUGACGACGAUGACGAUGAGGAUGAGAAAAAUAAACAUAAUAAUAUUAAACAUAAUAAUAAUAAUAACUAUAAUAAUGAUAACAAUAAUAAUGAUAAUGAUAAUAAUCAUAGUAAUUAUUUUUGUUACUCUUGCUAUAACAAUCAAAUAAACUCGACGAGGAUCAACUUUAACAACAGCAACAACAACGACAACAACAACAACAACGACACUAACAACAACAACAACAACAAUAAUAAUAAUAAUAAUAAAAAACGGAAGUGGUCAGAUGUUUACAAAGUGGCGCCUAGGAGUUCCUUCAUAAGAAGGCCUCAGUCGGAAUGUAAAAAUUUCUUUAAAAGGCGAUUCGACCCGUCAUCCACUAAAAAUACAGCAGCUGGUGAAGACGACGACGACGAUGGUGAUGAUAAUGAUUAUGAUGGUUAUACUGAUGAUGACGAUGACGUAAUUGACGAUGAUAGUGAUUACGAUAGUGACGAUGAUGGUAAAGGUCAAGGUCUAAAUGGAGUUAACAACAGCAGCGAAAACCUUGCAAACAACACCAGCAACAACAACAGCAACAACAUUAAUGACGUCAUCGUCGACGUCAUCAACAACAACAACAACACCAGCAAAAACAUCAACAGCAGCAGCAAACACAACAAACCUACUUCACGCCAAUCAAAACACAAACAACAACAUCAGCGUCGCGGUGACUCGAAAUUGUCCGCGAAACACGUCAAAAAAAACUUAGAAAAGAUUGUAGAUAAGGUUAAAAGCAGCAAAAAACAAGGGAAGACAUCAAAAUCCUCUCAUAAACACAACACGGGAAAAGAGACUUCAAAAAAUUUGGCGGGGAAGCAGAGAUUGCACUCGUUCAGACGUACAGAAAAGGAGAAGAAAAGGAAACAGUUCAACAUGAUGAUGAUGGAUCAGGAGUACUUGAAACAACAAGGAGUCGAUAUUCAGGGUGGAAUCGACAUCAAAAAAUUGCUCACUCAGGGCUCGAUGGCCACCUACGGGCUCGAAGAAGAAGGGGAGGUAAACAAAUCAUAUGGCGCUUACUUUGACUGGUACAAAUUAUUCCAUGGCAAAUGGUCUGUGAUCGUAGCAUGGAUUGUCACGAUGACUGGAUGUGUCAUCUUUACCUCACUUCUUGGAGUCUAUGCCACCAAGGUGAGUUCUAGCGUUUAA